Lindgomyces ingoldianus is the source of this 855-nucleotide messenger RNA. RefSeq lists its product as uncharacterized. Lineage: Eukaryota; Fungi; Ascomycota; Dothideomycetes; Pleosporales; Lindgomycetaceae. The transcript has a single exon. The coding region runs from base 343 to 807 and encodes 154 amino acids. The record is from RefSeq and is a predicted model, not a curated record.
CCAGCUGAAUAAGAGGCUUUCUUUGUUCGCCAGCCGACAUCGUAUUCUCCUAAGUUCCGUACAAGCCUCCACGAAACCUCGGGGCCCGAGGCAAAUAAGUCAGGAUAGUGGAGCGAGAUCCCAACUGACCGGUGCUGUGACGUAUAGCCUAAGGCUUUGAGUAGAGGGUAAACUAGUUAUGAGUUUAUUAAUGAAAGGUUGGCUGGAAGAUAAUUCAGCAGCAGCUUGCUACCCUAGGAGCCGAAGGUGAACUUAGCAGUGAGGGCUGCGUCAAAAGCUGGUUGAAAACGAAUGCUAGGUUUCUAACAUCAUAACCCAACGAGUCUCGAUGUGGACCGCAUUAUGUUCUUGUCACGCCAUAAUGAGAAGGCUGGCGCCUAUUCGAACCAACUCAUUCGCCCUAAGGGGUAUAAAAUAAUGAUGCCGAAGGCUCCUUCAGCCACGAACACAGCCACGGGCCACCAGCCUUUACUUUUGAAAAGUACCUCCGUACUUUGCAGGUUAUCGAUAACGAUCAUGGAUCUCUGUGGCUGUCUUGCGAUACUCUGCUUGUACAAUCUAUCUACACGUGAAAUAUACAGCGAUUUGACUAUCUCGCUAGGGACGAGGUCACGACAUCAGCCCAUCCGCCCCUCAGGAGUUAAACACGCCACCACUCCCAGAAAUGGAAGCAGGGCUGACAGCAAUAUGUUUAGUAUUGAGGCGAAACGCGUGAAGUCCUGUUCUGCCUUGCCGCUUCUGCUGCUUUCUACGUUUAAAGAUCCCCCUGUGGCUGUGCGACCUAGAUAUGGAUGUUUGGUACGCUAAGCCUUCGUCUCCAAAAUCUCUACCCCACGAAGUUGUAGGGCUACCCAA